AUGGCUGAGGAGGUGAUGCCUGCUGAUGACCUUGUCUUUCCUAGACUGGAUGGUGGGUAUGGUGCUGCUGACAAUGAGGUUGCUGGGAGUGAACCAUCCGGUUUCAUUCCAGCUUCACAGGUCCUGGCUCAGCAGAGGAGUACUCUGAGGUGGACUGAACCCAUGUCUGCAUUUGUACUGCGCCAGAUGUGUCAACUCAUUACCACUGGUGUGAGGACUGACAAGGGCUUCAAAGAAGUGCACCUUAACAAGGUUGCCAAGGCCCUGCAAGAGUUUUGUGGCAAUGAGGUUAGCGGUACUCAGGUGUACAAUCACUUGAGAAAGUGGAGACAGAGGUGGGUUAAACUGUCCAAGCUGAGGGACCUUAGUGGUGCUCAAUGGGAUGAUGACAACUGCAUGAUUGUUCUUGAGGAAGAGCACUACAAUGGCCAUACCAAGGACCACCCCAAGGAUGCUGAAUUUCUCAACAAGCCCAUACAACACUACAAGGAGAUGGUGAUCAUUUUUGGCAAUGGUCAAGCAACAGGCAAGUUUGCUAUGGGCUCUAAUGAGCCACUUGGCACACCAUCAGAUUGUGCUGAGAGCUCACUGAAGACUGAGGCAACUGAGAUCCUCAAUAGUGGAAAGACAGACACAGUUGAUGCAACCAAGACUGAGGGUGUAGUUGGCAAUAAGAGGAAGAGAUCACUGCUGGCAGAAGAAGAUGUGGUCUUGUUCAGUGGCAUGUCAGAGGCAGUCAAGGACGUUACAAGUGCUAUUAGGUCCACCAAGGUUGAGGAUUGCCACACUGACCUGUAUGGAGCUAUCAUGUUUAUUCCAGGCUUCACUGAAGAAGCACUCAUGCAUGCUUAUGGCCACCUCCUAGACAACAAGGCAUUGGGCACUUCAUUUGUGCAGUGGUCUGACUCUCACCGUGUGCUGUGGCUUAGGACCCACUUGGCCAAGCACUACUACAUAUGA
Molecule: messenger RNA, 960 nt
Organism: Sorghum bicolor (sorghum)
Lineage: Eukaryota; Viridiplantae; Streptophyta; Magnoliopsida; Poales; Poaceae
Exons: 2
Coding region: 1-960 (319 amino acids)
Source: RefSeq, a predicted model, not a curated record